UGAAUAUCCAAUUGGAUUAGAGUCUUGUAUACAAGAUGUUGAAAGUCUUCUAAAAGCCGAGGAAAAUAUUUUUCGCAUGUUGGGCAUAUGGGGGACUGGUGGAGUAGGAAAGACCACAAUUGCGAAAGCUGUGUUUAAUUCAAUUUGCCAUAAGUUUGAAAGUAGUUGUUUCUUGUCAGAUGUUAGAUCUAAUUCAAAUGGCCUAGCCAUUUGAAUUAGAUUAGGCCAUUUGAAUUAGAUCUAACAUCUGCAAGAGAGACUUUUGCAUGAUGUUUUAAGGGACUCAAAUUUGAAGGUGAGCAGUGUUGAUCAGGGAGUCAGUUUUAUAAAGGAAAGAAUGCAAAAUAAAAAAGUUCUCUUAAUCCUUGAUGACAUGAGUCAUUCUAGCCAAUUAAAGAACUUAGUUCCAUCCCCUGAUUGUUUUGGCCCGGGCAGUAGAAUUCUCAUAACAACAAGAGAUAAACGUUGGUUAAUUGCUCAUGAAGUUAAUGAAGUAUAUGAGGUCAAGAUGUUAGAUGAUCGUCAUGCUUUGGAGUUGUUUAGCUUGCAUGCAUUCAAAAGAAAUGAACCUCCAAGCAAUUAUCUAGAACUUGCACAACAUGUUAUACGCUAUGCCCAAGGCCUUCCGUUAGCUUUGAUAGUCUUAGGCUCUCAUCUAUUUCGUAGAAGCACAGAGGAGUGGGAAGCUACAAUAGGUAGUUGCAAAGGAGGUCCUCAGGCAGAUAUACAUAAAGUUCUCAAACUAAGUUAUGAUGCUCUAGGACGAGAUUUAAAAGAACUAUUUCUUGAUAUUGCUUGCUUCUUUAAAGGUGAGGAUGCAGACCAUGUGAAACCAAUACUAGAAGCUUGCUACGACCACAAAACAAUGGUGAUUGGUAUUGCACAACUGCAAGAAAAAGCCUUGAUAAGAAUUGACAAAGAUGAUGAGAUUUGGAUGCAUGACUUGAUAGAAGAAAUGGGUAAAGACAUAGUGUAUCAGGAGUCACCUGAUGAACCCGGGAAACGCAGCAGAGUGUGGAGUGAAGAAGAUGUAGACUACGUUCUAACAAAUAAUACAGGUACAAAUAAAGUUAUAGGCAUUCAGGUCUCGUGGCGAUCAUCUACAAUAUCUUUAAAUGCUAAAAGCUUUUCAGAGAUGAAGAAUCUUAGAUAUAUUUCUAUGAGAAGUAUAUCCUUUUCUGGAUAUAUUGAUUAUCUCUCCAACCAGUUGAGGUGGCUCGAUUGGGAAGAAUGUCCGUUGCAAUGUUUUCCAUCUGAUUUUCAAGCAAACAAACUUGUGGAGCUCAACAUUACUAGCUGCAAAAUCAGACGACUAUGGGAGGGACGUAAGAAUUUUUCAAGUCUAACAUGUAUGAAUUUAAGUCAUUGUACAUCCCUAAAGAAACUCCCAGACUUGAGUGGAAUCCCUAACUUGAAAGUGUUGAAUUAAUUGGCUGUGAAUCCCUAAAGGAACUCCCAGACUUGAGUGGAAUCCCAGACUUGAAAGAGUUGAAUUUAAGUGACUGUGAAUUCCUAAAGGAACUCCCAGACUUGAGUGGAAUCCUUAACUUGAAAGAGUUGGAACUAUAUAAAUGUUUCGGUUUAGUGGAGGUUCCUGAUUCAAUUCAAUUCCUUCAUAAGCUUGUUACCUUGAACGUUGACGGUUGCUCUAACCUUAUUAUGUUUCCGAGAAAAAUCAACUUGAAAUCCUUAGAAACAAUCUCUAUUAGCUAUUGCAAGCUUGAAGAAUUUUCAGAAGUUGGGGAAGAGAUGGGUUUCUUGAGAAAAUUGGAUCUAAGAGGCACUUGCAUUAAAGAAUUGCAUCCGUCGAUUACAAGGCUUAUUAGGCUGGAAGAGUUGGACCUAACGGACAGUCAAAAUCUUACAAUCCUGCCGUAUAAUAUUUAUGAGUUGCACAAUCUAGAGGCUCUUUAUGCGAGAAGAUGCUCAAAACUGGCUACAUUUCCAAAAAUUCUAGUAAAGAUGGAUUCCUUGAGACAACUUUCUCUUGAAGGCAGUGACAUAAGAGAAUUGGAUGAGUCAAUUGGAAAUCUCGUUGGGCUUGAAGGGUUGUACCUCAGUUGUUGCAGAAAUCUUACGACUCUACCAUGCAGCAUUUAUGGGUUGCAAAAUUUAGAGUGGCUUCAUCUUGGUGGAUGCUCAAAACUUGUCAGAUUUCCAAGAAAUACCAAAAUUUUGAAUGCCGAUGGUUGCUCACUAUCACUUCCCAAGCUACGGGCGCUCUAUAUGAGAGGAUGCAGUUUAUUAUCAGAUUGUGAUUUCCUGAUGACUCUUGAUUGCUGGGAAACAUUAACGGACCUUGAUCUGUCAAGAAACAAUUUUGUUAGGCUUCACCAAAUUUGUCAACUUGCGGGAGCUUGACUUGGAGGGUUGCAAGAGACUCCGAGGAAUUCCGGAGCUUCCACCAAACGUUAAACCAAGAAUAAGAGGUUGUAAAUUACUGGGGCUGGGACAAAUUGUCGCCGUCAAUUCAAGAGCCAACUCCGAAGCGACAACGCCUUUUCGCCGGGGGGCAAGCAUCGAUGGUCCCCAUGUUCCCUGACCUGCACAGCGCCCAUCUGACUCGUUAAGGCUUUCUCUAUCGUCAGAACCAACAAAACCUCGUGGCCAGCGGCUGUCUCUGAACUCUGAACCAUCCACUUCAGAGUUUAGACAAUAACAUCAUUUAUUUGAGACACAGAGGAUGCUCUCAAGUCUAGCAUGGAAGCUUCAGUGGUACCUGCCUUUGAGACGUCAUGUAAAUCCAUGUUUGAGCAAGUAGAUGCCACAUUCCAGAAAGCAAUGGUUGAACAUGCAACUGUGGCUCAGCAGCAAUUUGAGUCUGCACAUUCGCCGUUGGCCCACGCUGAAGCUAUUAGCUUCGCAUCAUCAGAGACUCAAAUCCUAAGCGGUGAACUGGCUAAUGGCAACUGAUCUAAUGGGUUGGUUGAUCAAGAGUUUGUGUUUACCAUAGGAAGUGGCAUGAUGCUGGAGCUAUAAGCAUAUAUGGUGCUGGCGUUGUAUGCUGAGGUUAUUUCAGAAUAGCAGUGCUCAUUAAGAAGUUCUAGCCUGGCUUUGGCAAAGUAUCUUGCUUCAAGGUGAUGCAGCAGGUGUGCUGAACUUCUUGAGGAAGAAGGAAUUGGUUUUCAUUGUUUCUAAGGAUGGAAUUGAUGCUCGAUCUUAUGUGGUAAUUGAUGAGGGUUUUCACAGUCAUAAGCAAGUGGCAUGAGUGUAUUUAGAGGCUGCUGCAGGAUGAAGCUCUCUCUAACAAGUAACAAGCGAACCAAUAGUGAUAUACACCAACAGUGGUGAGACCAUUUGUUGGUCAGAGCAAGCAAUGGGUGCCAUUGAGUGGGGGGUUGAUGAAGAGUUUGCAGACAGUGACGUGAGGCUGGGGCUUCCCUGUAUGGAGGCUGCUGCAGAACACUUCCAAAUACCAUCACGGCAAUAUCUAAGGCUCUUUCUAACGAGCUAGUCUUUUGCAGUUAACGACGCUUAGUUGAGUUAUGAAAAUGAGAUUUAAAUACUUGUAAUCUGAUGCCACGAAGAAGGGCACGUGUCUUUUUCAUUUCCUUGUUUUGUAACUCAGAGGAAGUAGCAAAUUACUAUCACCAUGGUGCUGCUGCUGUAUGAAGACAGCCAAUUAGCGUUGCCUUGAUAUCUGUCAAGCUCAACUGCACUCAUUGGAAUUACAGAGAGUCGAUCGACUACAUUCACAGUUGAAAUGUAAUUCAUGAUAAAGAAACCAUCUUUUGUACCUCAACUCUCAUUUCCACUUCAAAUGACUCCCCUCUGAUUCGUAAAACAGAGUAGAGAAAAACAAAGGGUGUGUUGUUCAUGUACAAUUCUUUGAUUAGUGGCGAGGCUAUUGUUCCGAUGUUGCAUUGAGCGCGUGCUCGAAGAUUGUGGCUUUCUGUGAAGGGGUUCAGCUCCAUGGGUCACUUGUGAAGAUGAGUUAGGAGGAACACGUGUUUAUUGGGAACUGGAUCUUGCCCGGAAGGUGUUUGAUGAAAUGCUUGAGAGAAAUACUAUGUCGUGGACUAGUUCGAUUUGUGCUUUUGGUGACUAUGGUGCAUGUCAUUUCUGCUUGUGGAUUCAUGCUUAUAUCGAAAAAAAAAAAAACACGAAAUUAACUGUGACAUGUGGCUCGGCACAGCUUUAGUUGACAUGUUUGCUAGAUGUGGUGACCUUCAAAGUGCAAUGAAGGUGUUUGAUAACAUGGCAAGAAGAGAUGUUUCUGCUUGGACAGCAGCCAUUGGAGCAAUGACCAUGCAAGGAAAUGGGGAGUGAGCUAUAGAGCUUUUUGAUGACACGCUUAAGCAAAGGGUGAAACCAGAUGAAGUAGUCUUUGUGGCAGUACUUACAGCGUGCAGCCAUGUUGGUCUUCUGGAUAUCAUUGUUUUUUCAUUUGUUGGUUUUUCUGAGCUUUUAAUUCAUAGUGGUUAGUAACAUUUGAAAUUAGAAAAAUGGUAGUUGCAUCAACUGAUCAGCAUAUAUGGAUGGCUUGGAUCUGGGGUUACCAUACUAGCACCUUAAGAAAGAGGAGCAAGUACGUCUAGUUAUAUUUGGAAAGAACUUUGAUAUUAGUAAAUGGCUCCAUGGAUUAAUGGCAAUUUUGUUUUGUGUAUCUGUUCUUGAAAAGGUCUGACUGCCUGUAUUCCAUUGCAGUGAUCAAGUAGUGUGGUUGAUGAGACUGAUUAUCUGUACAGUCAUAGGCAAGUGGCACGAGGCUCUUUAGAGGCUGCUGCAGGAUGAGUACAAGUUUACAAUAUGUACGUAGACACAAGGAUUCAACAAACACAGAGGAUCUGAUAGUCGGAGGUUGGCUACAUGAUGAUGAGGUACAGGUAUGCCGUAUCCAUUGUCAUUGCCGACAGUGAAUUGGUCCCACCGUUUUCAGAGAAAAUUGAUGAUUAGAUAAGGAAGUGGUUUUCCACACAUCUUGUAUCCUGUUGUUAUUGAUCUUGCUUUCUGGUUUUUUUUGUUUUUUUGUUUUUGUUUUACUUUACUACUUGCCAUAUUGCAGGCUAUUGAGAUAUAAUUUCUGUUUGCAGGGAGGAAAGAGGUGCCACUGGGAAUGGGUGCAGAUUCUUCCCAACUCUGAAUAAGCUAGCUAGAAGCAAAAGUGUCUGCUGUUCACCUUAGUUGUGCACUUUGUGCCUACAAUAUUUUCCUACGC
Molecule: messenger RNA, 5158 nt
Organism: Rosa chinensis
Lineage: Eukaryota; Viridiplantae; Streptophyta; Magnoliopsida; Rosales; Rosaceae
Product: disease resistance protein RPP5-like
Exons: 12
Coding region: 338-1429 (363 amino acids)
Biological process (GO): defense response
Molecular function (GO): ADP binding
Source: RefSeq, a predicted model, not a curated record